This is a messenger RNA of Labeo rohita (rohu), 1395 nucleotides long. It is a transcript of the gene c1qtnf13, whose product is annotated as C1q and TNF related 13. The transcript is spliced from 2 exons. Lineage: Eukaryota; Metazoa; Chordata; Actinopteri; Cypriniformes; Cyprinidae. Gene Ontology annotation, molecular function: protein binding. The record is from RefSeq and is a predicted model, not a curated record. The coding region runs from base 95 to 1204 and encodes 369 amino acids.
GCCACACAGAAAUAACACUUGGACCUGUUCACAGUGGUGUACAAACUGAGUCUUUCAAAGGCUUACAGACACAGAGGAGCAGGUCAUCACAGAAAUGAAGCCUCUUCAGAUACUUAGACCAGCUUGUGUGACAUUAUGGAGACCAAACAGACAUGUUUCCUGUUUACUUGGGCUGAUCACCUUUUUGGGCUGUGUGGCGUCCUUCAACAUCAACCCAAUGACAACAGGCAUGUACUCUGCCUUUUCCGCCACACGUAGUAGCAGCAUAUUGGGUGGCACUCAACGGGCUGUGACCUUUGACCGCCUUCUAGUCAACAUCGGUGAAGACUUCAAUCCAGAGAUGGGCACUUUCCGUUGCCGCCUGCCUGGCGCGUACUACUUCUCAUUCACAGUGGGAAAGUUCCCAAAGAAGAUGCUGUCCGUCAUGCUGGUGAAGAACGGGUUGGAGGUGCAGGCCAUGGCAUAUGACGGAUACCAGAACCAGGUCCGCAAGGUUCAGAGCCAGAGCGUGAUGAUCAGUCUGAAACCUAUGGAUACAGUCUACCUGCUGCUUCAGGAGAAUCCACAAUAUGCCAUAUACAGCAACGUGGGACCGUACAUCACAUUUAGCGGUUAUCUCGUCUACCCAGACUCUACAUCCUCUGUUGGAUAUCUCAAUAACCACCUGUCGCCUCCAGGCCUCCAUCUUCCAGGUUGUCCUCCCCCUUUAGAUGCUCAUUAUGACUGGAGAAGAAAAAGAACAAGUGAGGAGCCACGUUCUGCGUUUUCAGUGGCAAGAACCACAUCAGCGCUGGGAGAAAGCAAAGCACGUCGUGAAAGAGAACCUCUCACGUUUGACGUGGAGUAUGUGAACAUAGGUGGCCAUUUUAAUAAAACUUCAGGACGUUUUACUUGCCACUUCCCUGGUGCGUAUUACUUUGCGUUCACUGUAGGAAAGCACCCUCGGCGUGCGGUUUCAGUGAAGCUGAUGACGGGCAAAGGGGAGGUGCGGGCCAUGGUGUUCAACGAGGACAUGUCACGGCGGAGAGAGAUGCAGAGUCAGAGUUUGCUGUUGUCACUAAAAAGAGGAGACACCGUCUGGCUGUACAGUCAGCAGGAUGACGGAUAUGCCGUUUACAGCAACCAGGGAAGAUAUACGACCUUCUCUGGUUUCCUGGUCUACCCUGAUGAAGAAUCCAUGAACUUAGACAGAACUUUCCCUUGAGAACCAAAGCCAGCAACAGUAGAGAUUAAUUGAUAGUUAUGCCUUCAAUCGUUUGUUUUUGUACCUUUUAACAUAGUACUAUUGUUAUGUGCUUCUACGCAUCAUAAUCAUUAUGUAAAUAAAUAUUGUAUAAUUUUUGGGGGGGUAAAACUUCAUUAAUGACUAAACAAGCAACAGGACUUUUCACACUU